This is a messenger RNA of Stylophora pistillata, 2283 nucleotides long. RefSeq names its product ras GTPase-activating protein-binding protein 2. Gene Ontology annotation, molecular function: mRNA binding. The record is from RefSeq and is a predicted model, not a curated record. NCBI's taxonomy places the organism in Eukaryota, Metazoa, Cnidaria, Anthozoa, Scleractinia, Pocilloporidae. Gene Ontology annotation, cellular component: ribonucleoprotein complex; cytosol.
GUCACCCAUGUGAUUCUGUUAGAGCUCGGAAUUUUCUUUCGAAAGACAGGAAAACUUAGCGUUUGCCUAAUGGAAUAACGUUUCGAUUUUACCAUUUGGAAGAGAGCAAUGACAAACGACGCAGUGUUUUUUUAAUUACAGGGAAUUUCAAAGUUCAGAAAGAUGGUAACAGUACCAUCCCCUCAGUGUGUGGGCCGGGAGUUUGUGCGCCAAUAUUAUACCCUCCUCAAUCAAGAGCCUGUACAGAUUCACAGGUUUUACACGAAGCAAUCCUGGUUUCUUCAUGGGAGGGCUGAGAAUGGACUAAAUGAACCCCCUGUGGUUGGCCAAGAGGCAAUCUACAAUAAGAUCAAAGAACUCAAUUUUAAUGACUGCCACACGAAGAUAAGACAAGUUGACAGUCACUCCACUGUAGGGGGUGGGGUGGUGGUACAGGUGUCUGGUGAACUGUCCAAUGAUGGGCAGCCAAUGAGGAGAUUCAUGCAGACCUUUGUGUUGGCCCCUGGUGAGGGACCAAGGAAGUAUUAUGUGCAUAAUGACAUAUUCCGCUAUCAAGAUGAAGUGUUUUCUGAGGAGACAAGUGAUGAGCCAGCUGAUGGUACUGUUGACUCUGAGGGAGAAGAGGAUGUUCCUCAACAAGGGCAAGUGAACGACAAUGUCAAUAGCUACAGCCAACCUAACCAGGAGCAGGAUAUUCCACAGGAAAAGGCUAAUGACAACUUGCUUUACACGGACCAGGGACAAACCAAUGGUCCUGGAGGGUUACUGAACCAAGAUCCGUUGCUAAAUGAUAAUGAGGGUGACGAAGAAGAAGAAGAAUUGGAACUGCAAGAAGUUGUCAUUGACAAACAGCCCCAGAUCCCUCACCUUGAGCCAGUGAAAGAGGCACCAGUUAUUCAGCCCCUGGAGGAGAAGGAGCCUCUGUCUGCAGAUGGACAUUUCAAUGACACCCCCUUUGAUGAAGAGCCAGAAGAGGGUGAAGAGGAGGAGGAACCUGAAAGGCCAAGGUCUGAAACAGAGGCACCUUUAGAGGAUAUUUCUGGUGAACCAGCUGAAUCAGUGCCAGAGAAGCCUAAGACCUGGGCAGCUCUUGCAGCUUCUCGCACACCGUCAGCUCAGUCUAGCGCGGCUCCAGCCACAAACUCACGCCCAGUGCGUCAGGCCCAGCAGCCUCUAUCUCAGUCUGGCCUAACACCACCACCCAGGCCCCAGCCUGCUCCUGCCCGCUCAUCCAAAGAUGCCCGUGGGGGAAUGGGUAGUAGAGAAGCAAGGUUAACUGCUCGUAAUGCUCCAGAUAAUCAUCAAGUGUUUAUUGGAAACUUGCCCAUGGGAAUCAAGGAUGAAGAAGUGCGCAACGUGUUUUCUAAGUAUGGAACCAUACUGGAAAUCAGACUCAAUCCUAAGAACUUUGGGUUUGUGAUUUUUAACAGCUCUGAACCAGUGGAACAAAUCUUAAUCAACAGACCCAUCAAAAUUGGUGACCACGAAAUCAACAUUGAAGAAAAGAAACCCAGUGGAUCAGUUGGGCGUGGUGGUGGCGGUGGCGGUGGCGGCGGCGCGAACCGUCCGCGCGGUAGUUCGGGUGGUGGGGCCCGAGGAAACUCCCGUGGGGGUGCAAGUGGUGGCGGUGGACAAGCUGGCCGAGGAGGAACUGGGUCUCGUGCGGGUAACCGAGGAGGAUUUGGGGCGGGUGGUGGCGCUUCAAGCGCAGGGUCUGGAUCCAGUGGACGCUCAGGUGGUCGUCGGGACAGUGGAGGUCGUGGCGGAAAAUACAAGUAGCCUGGCGACGGGAUAUCCUACAUUAGCAUAAAUAAAUUAUAUCAAAAAAAGUGAAACAUUGCAAAUCGCCAUGGUGACUUUCACUUCGCCUCUCUUUUAAAGCAUUUCUGUCCUCGUGUAUUGUGUUUUCCUCUGUGUUGAGUCACACGGCAAGUUUGCUUGCAUUUUGUCUGCUGGCAGAUAUCCUUGAGAAUGUCUUAGCCGUAUCUUUAAAUCAUAGUAAUUGUGAGUGCGAGUGAUACAGUGUCCCCAUCAUGAUUUUACUGCCAUUAUUUAGAUCACCAGAAGAGGGAAUGCGAGACUGAGGUUACCAUGGACACGCUCAUCUUCGUACAUCGCCGCUGAACUUCGGCGAACUUUAUUAGAAGCGAAUUUCAGAUUUAAAGAAUUGUGAACUUUUUUAGAAUAGGAACUCGUUAUAAGGAAAUACGAUGUUUGCAGUAUUUAUAUUGGAUAUCACUAUUACGAAUCACUGAGGAAUUAAAAGAGAUAACUUGUGCAAUA